Monopterus albus (swamp eel) is the source of this 3422-nucleotide messenger RNA. RefSeq lists its product as uncharacterized. The record is from RefSeq and is a predicted model, not a curated record. The transcript is spliced from 2 exons. Lineage: Eukaryota; Metazoa; Chordata; Actinopteri; Synbranchiformes; Synbranchidae. Bases 28 to 2691 code for a protein of 887 amino acids.
AACAUUAUUGAGCAAAUUCCUGUAAUAAUGUACCAAAACAGUCUCUCAAUUUGUCCCAGGAACCUAAAGCACAGUGUGUCAGUACCGGGGGUACAGGAUUGCCAGAUCAACUCAAGUGUGGAGGCAUGUAGUACUAGUUCUUACCAGGCUCCAAUCGUAGACCAAACUGUAGGAAGUUCUACUGACAGUCAACCAGAAGAUGAGCUCAAUUUAUUUCUUUGGAAAUUGCGGGCUAAUCAAGUUCAACAUAUCCUUUCAGUGCCUCACGGAGAAGAUUGCCCACUUUAUUCUUAUUCCAGAUGCAAGAAGGCAGGCAUUGAUUUCAAUGUAGGAUCUGGAGUAAAGCAAAAUCUUGAUCCAAAAUUACUGACCAAUGGCAUCAUGGUUGAACUUGACACUUUUGCCACAGCACUGCAGUCAGCCCAAAAGGAAUUCAUCACAGACAUACUGGAGUACAAUUUUGAACUCAAUUUGAAAAAUGAGCUGUGUCGUAGUGUCUUUGCAUUCCAGAUUUUCAAAAAAUGCAAACAUGCAGCAAGCAAAAGAAAAGACAGGCUGUUGAACCUGCCUUUUGAACUCCCUGACUUAGGAUGCAUAGAAGAAUCUACUUACCCCAAAAGUAAAUAUUGCCCCAAAUGUUAUCGAGUUAGAAACUCUAAGCUUUGUAUGGACGAGUCUGAUCCUGUUCAUGUGCUUCACACUCAUCCACAUGCCAAGUCUGACACAGUCUCUGCUGAAGCAAACUGCACAGCUCAGAAGCCUGCAACUGAUCCAACUUCUACCUCUCUAGCAACAGAGAAAAAAAUAAUGAACCGUUGCCGUCGCUGCAAGAAAAUAGGUUUAAGUCUAAGUGUGGACAAAAACCAACCAAAAGAGAAACUCGGCACAGAGUUUCUGACACGUGGGAUUAUAAAAGAAUUGUUUUGUCUUGCUAAGAUAGUAUGUGGAAGAAAAUUGAAGAUCAUUAAUGAUGUAGUUGAACACAACUUCAGCUUGGGCAUGCAGAGCCAGGACAAUGUGAACACAAGUGAACUGUUCAUGAGAGUUGUGAAUCCACGACAUCAAGAGCCCAGCUGGUUUGAUGAAGUUUUUGUAGUUCAGCCAUGUUCUCACAAAAAUCCUGGAGAUGCAAAUAAACUCAAAAAGAUAUCUGCCAUGCAGAGAAGUGAAAGGAAGGAAACGGCAAGUAAACUAAAAAAGAUAACUGCCAUGCAGAAAAGUGAAAGGAAGGGAUCAGCCAAACAAAGACAGUUAGCACUCCAAACAAAGAAGGAAAGCACCUCAUUGCCAAGUAAUAAGGUGAGUGCUGUAAAACCAAAGAAAAAGAAAAAGAAUUCAUUUCCUCUUUGUGAGGAGAUAGGUUUGGACCUAGAUGUGACAUGCAAAUCCAGAGACAAAGAAAAGUUGGACUUGAAACUGUUGACUAGAGCUGUUAUGAUGGAGAUAUAUACAUUUUCAACUAAGCCAUUAACACCAUAUUUUCCAGGCACAUUGUAUGACAUUCUUGACUAUAACUUUGAUCUUAGCUCACAACAUGACAGACACAGGGAAUUUGCUUUAGAAAUUGCAAGCAAAGUCAAAGACAUGGCCAAACACUACCGGAAAUAUCUACACAAAGCAGAUGAGGUUUUCGAACUACCGUUUGUGUUUAAACUCAAGUCAGCAGAAGGAUUAGUACCAAAGAGCCCAUCCAUCCAUCUAUUAUCUACGUUGCUUAUCCAGAAGAGGGUAGUACCAAAGAGUCAAAAUAAGGAAAGAUCCCAGUCUUUCCUGGAAGAACCAGUCAAGACAACAAAUGAAAGUCAAUUUGCACGACCAGUCAUUAAAAGCGAACCUUGGGGUGAUGACAAGGAACAUGGGUUCCUAAUAGAACAGGAUGGUCAUUACAAUCUUCAGGGAAAAAUACAAACUAUGAAAGAGGAAUACAAUCCUUAUUAUGGUAAUAUGGAACCAGAACUGGACUAUGAGGAAAAAUAUUAUCCACACUGUGAAAAUGCCAAACCAGAGACAAAAAUACAGACUAUGAAAGAGGAAUACAAUCCUUAUUAUGGUAAUAUGGAACCAGAACUGGACUAUGAGGAAAAAUAUUAUCCACACUGUGAAAAUGCCAAACCAGAGACAAAAAUACAGACUAUGAAAGAGGAAUACAAUCCUUAUUACUGUAAUAUGGAACCAGAACUGGACUAUGAGGAAAAAUAUUAUCCACACUGUGAAAAUGCCAAACCAGAGACAAAAAUACAGACCAUGAAAGAGGAAUACAAUCCUUAUUAUGGUAAUAUGGAACCAGAACUGGACUAUGAGGAAAAAUUUCAUCCACACUGUGAAAAUGCCAAACUGGAGACAAACAUUAAGCAUGUCGAGUAUUUAGUCCCAGGUGAACCUGCUGGACCCCUUGGACAUAUGACCACAUGUCAAACCUCUGAAAACAAUUUAAAAAGAGAAUCAGAAACUAGGGAUGGCCAUUAUUAUAUUCUGGCAGAACCACAAGCAUCUGUCGGAUAUGAUACUGUAUGUCCACACACCUGGAGUAGCAUGCCAACAGAACUGGAUGCAGAACGUGUCGAGCAUGUAGUCCCAGCUGAAACAGCAGGAUCACAGGAAUUCUCCAUGAUAACUGUAUCUUGGAACACUGAAGGGGCACAAAUCAAAGAAGAGCAAGAAUAUGUUCCAGAUGAGUCAUACACUUAUUAAACUAUUUUGAAGACAGAAAGUGAAGCAGGCAUCUACCAGGAUCUUAAUCAGUGGUUCUCAUAAGAGACAGGUGUUCUAGCUUCAAUGGCAGUUCUUUGUUGUGAAAACUUUUUUUUAUGUAAUUCUUAAGACAAUUCAAAGCUACAAGAACACAUGCUUUGUUUCUUAAGAUGAUUGUUAAACUGACUCAGAAAAUGGAGGUAUGGAAUUUCUAUAUGGUUUCAAAGCUAACUGUAAAGGUUUGUCUGGCAAUGUUGAAAAUAGCUGAAGCUUAAUUCAGUUUUUCUUCUAUGUUUAGAUGUUGGAACUGUUAUUUGUAAUAAGUUCAUAGGGAUUUGUAUUUGGAUCUCGUGGCACAGAACUUCAUUUUGAUGAUGAUUAUUUUGUGUCAGAGUACUAUAUUUUAUGAACGAUUCUGGUUUGCUUUUAAAGGUUCAGUGAUUUGUUCCUUUUUUCAUUGGUGCCUUUUGUGAUCUUAUCCAUAGUCAUGUAUUUGUUAUGUUGAUUUUAUUUUAUUUUUUUAAGUAACAAGUGUUACUGACAAUGAAAAGAUCUUGUAAAUUCAAAGCAAGUAUUGUCAUUUUUCUAAUGUGAUGUAGGUAACAAUGAGCAUUUCAGUGCUUGAAAUAAUGUGCACAAUGUAAAUAUACAAUACACUUCAGAACGGAAAAUGACCUGGAACUUAAUGGGCUACUGUUUCUUGCUCUCUUCUGCAUGUUAUAUAAACUUUU